UUUGGAGGACUUGUUUGGACGAUUUGAAACCUCAAGGACUAAACUGAGCCUGAAGCGAAACUCCAGGGACCAUUUUAGAUAUUCACCCUUAAUUCUUUGUGUCCCAAAAGUUCACCCUCCUAAAUUCAAACCCUGACAUUUGAAUUUAAGAUUCUAAUUUUCCUUGUAGCUCAUUACCUGAAUCCAUUAAAAAUACCCCCAUAUAUAUACACACACAAUUUUAAAAUUCUGUAGUGGUGGCGGUGACUCCAACUCUAGCAGACACGCGGAAUGUGAGCCGUCGGAUCGCUAAAUCCAACGGCGCACCGAUCCCCACCUAGCUCCUCGCCUUAUCCCUCCCGCAUCCACCGGCUCCAUCGCUGUACCCUAACCGUCCUGUGCCACCGUCGCCUUCGAUCCUCCCCGCCGCCAUCGCCGUCCUCCUCCACUGCGUCGCCGACUGCUCCAUCGCCGUCCCCUAACCGUCCCAUGCCGCCGCCGCCUUCGCUCCUCCCCGCUAUCCUCCACCAGCUUCCUUCCCCACUGCUCGCCUCGCCGCCGCCACCACCUCCGUCAAACCACCGCUGGCGCAGGGAGGACUCCUCGCGGCGGACUCCGAAACCCUAGACACUGCCCCCAACGCCGGUCACACCGUCCUGUCCGCCGCCGCGUCCUCCUCCUCCCCAUCACCCGCCGCCAACGCCACCGCCACCAACGCCUACUCCGUCCACCCACCACCGACGCCGAAUCCUCCACCCACCCGCAACUGACGCCGAAUCCCCCGCCGUCGAGUCCGCUCCAGAUCCCCCCGCCCGGCCGACUCCUACUCCUCCUCCUCCCCGGCUCCCCCCGCCGCCGAUGCCUACUCCUCCGCAUCGCCAUCGGCUCCAGGUUGUCGUCAUCAGGUGGCUCCUCCCGCGGCGCCCCCACCGCCACCGCCAGCGCCACCGCCAGCGCCACCGCCACCAACGCCCCAUCCUCCUCCCCAGUCGCCGCACCACGCCUCCACCGCCGACGCCCCCAUCGCCGCCGUCUCCUCCUGCCUCAUCACAUAGGCGCGCCCUCGACCGAUCCCCGCCGCUGGAAGCCCUCCUCGCCAUGCCACUUCCCCACCCCGCCCAACCACCGCGCCGUCUCGCUCCUCUCCCAUCGCCGAUCCCACGUCCCCAAAUCACUGUGGAAUCCACGCCCCACAAGCCCACGACCUCCCAGGUCUACAAGCCGGAUUCAUCAUCGACCUCACCUCCACAAGCCGGCUACAUCAACCCCCCACAUCCUGGCCUCCCACUAGACCACCACCCCCAUCCCGCGGCGGCCUCCGUCGUCGACUCCGCUUCCCCGUGCGCAGCCCACGUCCACGCCAACAGUCCGUCGCCUACGCCACAUCUCGCGACUGGAUCCGCUCCUCUCCGUCGAUCUCAACCACGGUCCCUUUCGCGCCGCACCGGAAGCUGGCCGCCAGUCCUCCGGUCGUCGUUGGAUGCUGUCGGCAGGUGGAUGCAGUACUCGCCCGUGAGAAUUUUCAGAAUAUGCCAUCGAAUUCGCACUGUUUUCAGGAUAUGCCACCCAAUUCGUACUACUUUCAGAAUACGCCAUCGGAGCACGAAUUUUCUUCGUUCCGUGCCACUCCGUCUCUUCCGUCGUAGCGCCGUCGUCUUCUCUGCCCGGUGCCGCCGUCGUCAGUCCGCCAGUCCGCCACCGCCCGCGCCGGCGCCCGUUUCAGCCACGCCGGCGUCCUUCCGUCGCCGGCAUCGUCCAUCGUCGUCGUCGUCGUCGUCCACAGCGUGGCGUGGGCGCGCAGAGGGAGGCGACUGCUAGCAGCGGGGCGAGGCGGAACGACUGCGGCGGCGGGGAAGGGGUGAGGCAGAAGCCCCUUGUGGAUGGCGGGGCGAGGCGGAAUGGGGCGAAUGCGGCGGCUGUGGACGGCGGGGAUGGGCAGCGAGCGGGCGGCGUCCGUGGUGGUGGUGGUGGGGAGGAAGAUGAGGACGAGGACAGGGCACCCUCACCGGCGUGCUCCAGCCGGAGGACGCGCUGCGCGGGCGGUGGAUGACGACGAUGGCGGCGACGGCGAACGGACGACGCCGUGGCUGACAUGGGCGCGCGCGGCGCGGGCGGUGGACGACAAUGAUGGCGGCGACGGCGAACAGACGACGCCACGGCUGACAUGGGCGCAGGCGAGGGCGGUGGAUGACGACGAUGCAGGCGACGGACGGACGCCGGCGCGGGCGGUGGCAGACUCGCGGCGGUACUCGAGCUCAUGCUCGCGUCCGCGCUCGCCCCGCUACUAGCAGUCGCCUCCCUCCGCACCCACGCCACGCUGUGGACGAGGAUGGUGGACGACGACGAUGGACGCCGACAACUAUCUUGCCGCGGGUGGCGGAGCGGGUGGCGGCGUCGACGCCGCGGGAGAGGCCGUCGAGGCAGGUGUUCUUGUCGGUGAGGGCGGCGCUGCACCAGGUCUGGACGUUGCUCAGGUGCCACUUGAACCCCGGCGAGCCGGCACGCCCCAUGUUGCCGCCGAGCUCCUGCGCCGCGUCGCAAAGGUGCCCCACGCUGUCCGCCAUGUUCUCCAGGCAGUCGCGCACGGGGCCGGCGACGCCGCGGCUGCCGCCAGGGCCGCAGAUACGCCCCACGUACAUCGACACCGACUGCGCCUUGUCCACGCUCACCGACAGCACGGCGUGCACCAGCUCGGGCGGGCUCCGCGGCAGCGGCGCCCCACCGUACGACGCCUGGCUCUGCACGCACACCGCCGGGUACUGCGUCGCGCGGCACAACUUGCGGAUGAAGUUGCUGGCCGCCGGCGCUGCGCCGCCGUUCGCCGUCGCCGCGGCGGCGAAGAAAGCGAGGAGGAGGAGCGCCAUGGCGAGGCUGGAGCGAGACAUUAUCGGCGUCUCUGAGGAAGACGACGGCGCUAUGGACGGAAGAGACAGAGUGGCACGGAACGAAGAAAAUUCGUGCUUCGAUGGUGUAUUCUGAAAGUAGCACGAAUUGGAUGGCAUAUUCUGAAAGCAGGGCGAAUUCGAUGGCAUAUUCUGAAAAUUCUCCUCGCGCGUCUCCCCUCCAUCACUGAGGGACAUUCCCAUCUACAAAAGAUUUGAAGUAAAAUCUUUCCACUGGACACAAGCUCACUCUUCUUCAGGACGUCAGGUUCCUUCAUCACCCGGGUACUCUUCCCUACUGUGAAACGUAAUUGCUGAUGGGAAUUCAUGGUGAUAAACCACACCUGAAUUCAUGAUGAUAAACCACACCUGAAUUCUAUAAAUGUGAGAGAAGACCUCCACUCAAUGAAAUUUAGUCAAUAUGCGAGCAGAAAAUACGCUAAUCCCUGAUUCAGUCAUGGAGUAAAUUGCAUCAUCUAUGCUCACACGGUUAGUUUCUUUACCUGUAUAUUAUCUUCCUUACCAAUGCAGUCAUCUUACUGCUAUCAAUGCAUCUUGGCAGAAUCAUUUCCUUCAAUUAAGCUUAAUGAGUAUAGAAAAGGAAGGUUGUUAAUAUUAUUGCAUAUCGCUGUAAACUAUCCACUGCACAUUUGAUUAUCUGGAAUGCAGUACGAGAGAACACUUUGCCGGUUUGCCUUGCCCCAUCAAUUUCCAUAUCCAUUUAACGUUGCAGAGAAUAGGCUGCAGUACUUACGAACUCUAAUUUAGAUCACAUUAAUACAUAACCACACAUUUUUUUAGCUGACACUGAUUCCGUGAGCAUUAGUUCAUAAUUUACAUUGCAUAAAGUUUAUUCUCUCUACUACAUGUGUUUCUUUUAACUGAUGUUGGUAACCUCUAUUAUAUUUAACUCGGGUUCAUGGAAAGGUACUUCUGAGGACUGAGGCCUAUAUAACCCUUCCUUCA
Molecule: messenger RNA, 3827 nt
Organism: Oryza sativa Japonica Group (Japanese rice)
Lineage: Eukaryota; Viridiplantae; Streptophyta; Magnoliopsida; Poales; Poaceae
Source: RefSeq, a predicted model, not a curated record